Molecule: messenger RNA, 1652 nt
Organism: Chaetura pelagica (chimney swift)
Lineage: Eukaryota; Metazoa; Chordata; Aves; Apodiformes; Apodidae
Gene: DOLK
Product: dolichol kinase
Exons: 2
Coding region: 1-1572 (523 amino acids)
Biological process (GO): dolichyl monophosphate biosynthetic process
Cellular component (GO): endoplasmic reticulum membrane
Molecular function (GO): dolichol kinase activity
Source: RefSeq, a predicted model, not a curated record
AUGUUAAGCAAACCAGUGCUGGUGGAAUCCCUGAUCGUGUUCCUCAUCGUCCUCCUGGUGCACGGGAAGGUCUGGGACCGCUACUCCUGGUGCGCCACCGCCCUCGCCAUCCAGGCCUUCUACGUCCAGUUCAAAUGGGACCACCUCCUCCAGCUGGGGGGGGCGGUCUUCCAGUUCCGUGCAGGAGCCAACAGUGGCCUCCUUCCAGCCAGCAUGGUCAUCCCCUUGCUGGGGAUAGCCAUGAAGGAGAGAUGCAGGGCUGCUGGCAUCGUCUACUUCGAGCGCUUCGGCAUCGUCGUGGCGGGCGCCGGGGUGCUGGUCGCUCUCUUCCUGUCGGUGCUGGCAGUUGGCAUCACAAAGCCCAUGCCAACCAACACCUGCAUCCUCACUGGUGUUGCUGGCAGUGUUGUCAUCUACACCAUGAAGCACUCUUUGACUGUGUCAGAAGUGAUAGAGGUCCUAGAAGUGCUGCUCAUCUUUGUCUACCUCAGUAUGAUUCUGCUGUACUUGCUGCCCCGGUGUUUCACCCCGGGAGAAGCGCUGCUGGUGCUGGGAGGUGUCAGUUUUGUUCUCAAUCAGCUCAUUAAACGCUCCCUGAAUGUAGUUGAAGGCAGAGGGGACCCCAUAGACUUUUUCCUGCUGGUAGCAGUUGUUGGAGUUGUUCUUCUGGGGCUUUUUUUCACCGUGCUCUUCGUUUUCAUGGAUUCAGGCACGUGGGUCUCCUCCUUGUUUUUCCACAUGAUGACAGCAGUGCUGGGCUUAGGGGUCAUCAUGCCUUGGCUGUACCGCCUGAUCCAGAGGAACCCUUUGUUCUGGCUACUCCAGUUUCUCUUUCAGACACAGACAAGGGUUUACCUCCUCGUGUAUUGGACCUUUUUGGCUGCUUCAGCAUGUGGUGUAGUUUUCUACCAGAAUGCUAAGAGAUCAUCUGAAUGCAAGAAGCACCAGGCCUCGACAGUCACCAGGAAGUAUUUCCAUUUCAUUGUUGUAGCUACUUAUGUUCCUGGGCUGAUCUACGACCGGCAGCUCCUCCACGUGGCUGCAGUGCUGUGCCUGGCAGUCUUCAUCUUCUUGGAGUACAUCAGGUACUUCAGGAUCAAACCAUUUGGCCAAACCCUUAGGCAACUCCUGUCUCUCUUCUUGGAUGAAAGGGACAGUGGACCUCUAAUUCUGACUCAUAUUUAUCUCCUCCUCGGUAUGUCCCUCCCAAUCUGGUUGUUCCCCAGAUCUUGUGCUCCUAAAGGUACCUUGCCUGGGGCAGGAGCACUGGUCCCCUACUCUGGGGUGCUGGCAGUAGGGGUAGGAGACACCAUUGCCUCUGUUUGUGGCAGCACAAUGGGAGAAAUCAAAUGGCCAGGAACAAAGAAGACUUUUGAAGGGACAAUGACAGCUAUUUUUGCUCAGAUCAUUGCUGUGGCUCUUAUCCUGAUCUUCGACAGCAGUGUCAAUCUGAACUCCAGCUACGCCUGGAUUCUGGCAUCUGUGACCUUAGUGUCUCUUUUGGAAGCUUAUACAACCCAAAUUGAUAACCUGCUGCUGCCCCUCUACCUCCAGAUAAUGUUUAUGGUAUAGAAGCACUUUCAGGAACAGAGGUCUCCUCCAUUUCUAGAGAAAAGUGGUAACAAAAUAUGCACUGUAAUGAGAGCUCAGAG